Otolemur garnettii (small-eared galago) is the source of this 2696-nucleotide messenger RNA. It is a transcript of the gene HGF, whose product is annotated as hepatocyte growth factor. Gene Ontology annotation, molecular function: signaling receptor binding; serine-type endopeptidase activity. Gene Ontology annotation, biological process: negative regulation of apoptotic process; positive regulation of protein phosphorylation; proteolysis. Lineage: Eukaryota; Metazoa; Chordata; Mammalia; Primates; Galagidae. The record is from RefSeq and is a predicted model, not a curated record. The coding region runs from base 225 to 2402 and encodes 725 amino acids. The transcript has 18 exons.
GAGGCACGGAGGGGGCUGGAAGAGAGUAAAGGGCUGUUGUUAAACAGUUUCUUACCGUAAGAGGGAGUUCAGACCUAGAUCUUUCCAGUUAAUCACACAACAAACUUAGCUCAUCGCAAUAAAAAGCAGCUCAGAGCCGACGGCUCUUCUAGGCUCUGACUGCGCACGGGAUUGUCUCACCGGGCACCUCCGCCGGUGGGAGCCGCAGCGACUCCAGCAGCGCCAUGUGGGUGACCCAACUUCUGCCGGUCCUGCUGCUACAGCAAGUCCUCCUCCGUCUCCUCCUUCUGCCCAUCGCCAUCCCCUACGCAGAGGGACAGAAGAAAAGAAGAAAUACACUUCAUGAAUUCAAAAAGUCAGCAAAGACUACUCUAAUCAAAGAAGACCCAUUUCUGAAGAUAAAAACUAAAAAAAUGAACACUGCAGACCAGUGUGCUAACAGAUGCAUUAGGAAUAAAGGACUUCCAUUCACGUGCAAGGCCUUUGUUUUUGAGAAAACGAGAAAACGAUGCCUCUGGUUCCCCUUCAAUAGCAUGUCCAGUGGAGUGAAAAAAGAAUUUGGCCAUGAAUUUGACCUCUAUGAAAACAAAGACUAUAUUCGAAACUGCAUCAUUGGUCGAGGAGGCAGCUACAAGGGAACCGUAUCUAUCACUAAGAGCGGUAUCAAAUGCCAACCCUGGAAUUCCAUGAUCCCACAUGAACACAGCUAUCGGGGUAAAGACCUACAGGAAAACUAUUGUCGAAAUCCUCGAGGGGAAGAAGGGGGACCGUGGUGUUUCACAAGCAACCCAGAGGUACGCUACGAAGUCUGUGACAUUCCUCAGUGUUCAGAAGUUGAAUGCAUGACCUGCAAUGGGGAAAGUUAUCGAGGUCCCAUGGAUCAUACAGAAUCAGGGAAGAUUUGUCAGCGCUGGGAUCAUCAGACACCACAUCGGCACAAAUUUUUGCCUGAAAGAUAUCCCGACAAGGGCUUUGAUGAUAAUUAUUGCCGCAAUCCUGAUGGCAAGCCGAGGCCAUGGUGCUAUACUCUUGACCCUGACACCCCCUGGGAGUACUGUGCAAUUAAAAUGUGCGCUCACAGUCCUGUGAAUGACACUGAUGUCCCUAUGGAAACAACUGAAUGCAUUCAAGGUCAAGGAGAAGGUUACAGGGGCACCAUCAAUACCAUUUGGAAUGGGAUUCCAUGUCAGCGAUGGGAUUCUCAGUAUCCUCACCAGCAUGACAUAACUCCUGAAAAUUUCAAGUGCAAGGACCUAAGAGAAAAUUAUUGCCGAAAUCCAGAUGGGGCUGAGUCACCCUGGUGUUUUACCACUGAUCCAAACAUCCGCGUUGGCUACUGCACCCAAAUUCCAAACUGUGACGUGUCAAGUGGACAAGAUUGUUAUCGUGGAAAUGGCAAAAACUAUAUGGGCAAUUUAUCCAAAACAAGAUCUGGACUAACGUGUUCAAUGUGGGAAAAGAACAUGGAAGAUUUACACCGCCAUAUCUUCUGGGAACCAGAUGCUAGUAAGCUGAAUAAGAAUUACUGCCGCAAUCCUGACGAUGACGCCCAUGGCCCCUGGUGUUACACUGGGAAUCCUCUAAUUCCGUGGGAUUACUGCCCUAUUUCUCGUUGUGAAGGUGACACCACACCUACAAUAGUCAAUUUAGACCAUCCUGUAAUAUCUUGUGCCAAAACAAAACAAUUACGAGUUGUAAAUGGGAUUCCAACACGAACAAAUGUGGGAUGGAUGGUUAGUUUGAAAUACAGAAAUAAACAUAUCUGUGGAGGAUCGUUGAUAAAAGAAAGUUGGGUUCUUACUGCAAGACAAUGUUUCCCUUCUCGAAACAAAGACUUGAAAGAUUAUGAAGCUUGGCUUGGGAUUCAUGACGUCCACGGAAGAGGAGACGAGAAACGCAAGCAGGUUCUAAAUGUGUCCCAGCUCGUCUAUGGACCCGAAGGUUCAGAUCUGGUUUUACUGAAGCUUGCUAGGCCUGCCAUCCUGGAUGAUUUUGUCAACACGAUUGAUUUACCUAAUUACGGGUGCACAAUUCCUGAAAAGACCACUUGCAGUGUUUAUGGCUGGGGCUACACUGGAUUGAUCAACUCUGACGGUCUGUUACGAGUAGCACAUCUCUACAUUAUGGGAAAUGAGAAGUGCAGCCAGCAUCACCAAGGGAAGGUGACUCUGAACGAGUCAGAAAUAUGUGCGGGGGCUGAAAAGAUCGGAUCAGGACCAUGUGAGGGGGAUUAUGGCGGCCCACUUAUUUGUGAGCAACACAAAAUGAGAAUGGUUCUUGGCGUCAUCGUUCCUGGUCGUGGAUGUGCCAUUCCCAAUCGUCCUGGUAUUUUUGUCCGAGUAGCAUAUUAUGCAAAAUGGAUACACAAAGUUAUUUUAACAUAUAAGGUACCACAGUCAUAGCUCAAGUAAGUGUGUCUGAAGCAUCCACCAAUACAGCUCUCUUUUACGUGAAGAUUUCAGAGAAUGUGGAAUUGAAAUGUCACUUAAAACAACCUAAGACAACUACUUGAGAGUCAUGUUUGUUAAAAUACUCAAUAUUUGUGGGUGUUUUCUGUUGUUUUGUUUGUCAGUGUUAUUUUGUAAAUGUUGAAAUGAGUUAAGGUACAUGCAAGUGUAGUAACAUAUUUCCUGAAGAUACUUGAACGGAUUAAAAAAUGCAAAGGUGUAAUUGCUGGAUGAUAAAAGAUUUAACGG